Molecule: messenger RNA, 3059 nt
Organism: Rubroshorea leprosula
Lineage: Eukaryota; Viridiplantae; Streptophyta; Magnoliopsida; Malvales; Dipterocarpaceae
Source: the annotation of a GenBank genome assembly
CAUAAGGAUGCGUAUUUCAUCAAGAAGCGUAUGUCCUCUUUCUUCUGCUUGCCUUGCAGCUGUCUCAACGGAAAUUACAAUAUCACCCAUGUUAAAAUAUUCAUCACCGACUUGAGAUCUAAAAGAGCAAUCUACUGUAGCAAUCUCUACACACGAUCAGGGAUCAUGAUUCUUCACUUGGUGAAGGUUUUUCCCAGCUUUAUUGUUGCAACAGUUAGGGACCGCUCAGUCAAAGAUCAUCAUAAAGCAAUGAGGUCAGGGAUCUCUUUCUUUGGAGAAAUUCUGCUUGUGCACAAGAGCCAAGACUGGCUGGAGAUUGUGAAAGGUGAUGAGGUUGCGUCGCCACCAGAGAUCAAUGCUGCUGUGUACAAGCCAUGGAAAGUUCGAGCUGCCAAGGCCAUGUUUGCCAUCAAAACUUCUAUUGAGGAAGAAAUGUUGGAGCACAUCAAGUACGCUACGUCAUCAAAAGAUGCUUGGGAUAUUUUAGCUGCUCGCUUUAAAAGGAAGAAUUAUACUCAGCUUCAAUUGCUGGAAAAUGAGUUGCUUUCCUUGAAGCAAGAAAAUAUGCCAAUCAGGAAAUAUUUCACAAAAAUCAAAUUAUUAUGCCGAGAAAUUUCAGAAUUGGAUGAAGAAUCCAAAAUUUCAGAUGAAAGAAUGAGGAGAAUAAUUAUUCAUGGAAUAAGGCCAGAGUUUAAGGCCUUUAUCACAACUGUACAAGAGGAAGAAGCACUCUUUAGUGGACGAGGCCGAGGAAGAGGCAAGUACAAUAUCAGAGGAGGCCUCUAUAGCACCAAAGGAAAAAGUAGAGGCAAAGGCAGAUCCCAAAGCAUCAAGUUAGAUCAACCAAAGGAUGAGAAAUCCUGGAGGCAGCAAAAUAGGAGUUACCGUUUAGGGGGAGCUCAAAAAGGCCAAGUGGUAGAAAGUAGCAGCUUCAACAAUUACAGGAGAUGUAAUGAUCUGUGUUUUAAUUGUGGAAAGAGAGGUCACUUUGCAAAAGCCUACAGAUACAAAAAGGGCUCAGUGCAAGGAAAUGUUGCUACCUCAAAAAAAGAAGGAAAUCAUAGUGAAGAAGAAUGGGACAUGCAGGCUUCUUGUGCAACAGUGGAGAUAGAAGCCGAAGUUGAGGCUAACCAAGUGGCUUUGUUAGCUUCCAACCAAAGUAGAGUUGACUACAACAAAAGUUGGAUAAUUGACUCUGGAGCUGCUAGUCACAUGAUAGGAUAUGAGGAAAAGCUAUUGAACUUGUUAGAAUACAAAAGAAACAGAGUGGUGAAAAAUGUCCUCCAUGUAUCUGGGAUGAAAAAGAAUUUGUUGUCUGUGGCACAACUUACAGCUCUUGGAAAUUAUGUGGUGUUCGAAACGAAAGAUGUGAAGGUGUAUCAACAAUUAAGGAUUGAAGGCACACCAAUCAUGAAAGGAGAAAAGAAGAAUUCUGUUUAUGUGAUGUCUGCUGAAACAACAUAUAUGGACAGGACCAGCAAGAAUGAUACUGUUGACUUGUGGCAUGCACGUCUUGGGCAUGUUAGUUAUCUUAGAUUGCAGGUGAUGAUGAAUAAAUCUAUGGUGAAAGGCCUACCCAAGCUGGAGGUGCGCAAAGAUGUUGUUUGUGCUAAUUGUCAAUGUGGGAAAUCACAUCAACUUCCAUAUCAAGAUUCCAAGUUCAAGGCCAAGGAACCACUGCAGUUGCAAAAUGGAGUAGCUGAACGGAAGAAUAGACACCUUGGCGAAACAUGUCGAAGCAUGUUGCAUGCUAAAAAUGUGCCACCUAAAUUUUGGGCAGAGUCCAUGAAGACUGUAGCCCAUGUGAUUAACAGGCUUCUUCAAGCUACUUUGGGAUUUAUAUCACCUUUUGAGAAGCUGUGGAACAUUAAGCCAAUGGUGAGCCAUUUUCGAGUCUUUGGCUCAGUGUGCUAUGUGUUUGUUCCAGAAGCUCAAAGGACCAAGUUUGAUAAGAAAGUAGUCAAAUGCAUUUUUCUUGGCUAUGAUGACCAAAGGAAAGGAUGGAGUCCGGUGACCGAACCGGAGAACUAUGAGGAAGCUGCACAGAGUAUUGAAUGGAGAAAAGCAAUGGAAGAGGAGAUAAAGGCUUUAAAGCAAAAUCAGACUUGGGAAUUAGUAUCCAAGCCAAAUGAUGUAAAGCCAGUAUCUUGCAAAUGGGUCUACAAAGUUAAGACUCGACCAGAUAGGAAGAUAGAGAGAUAUAAGGCCAGGCUUGUUGCUCGAGGAGAAAUUUAUAUGGAGCUACCAUGUGGAUUUGAAGACAAAAGGCAUCCAGAGUACGUUUGCAAAUUAAAGAAGGCAAUGUAUGGACUCAAGCAGGCACCAAGAGCAUGGUAUGGCAAAAUUGCAAAAUUUCUUGUUCAAAGUGGCUAUUCAAUGACAAUUGCAAACUCAAGCCUAUUUGUCAAAACUCGAGGCAACAAAGUAGCAAUUGUGCUUGUCUAUGUGGAUGACUUAAUUGUCACCAGAGAUGACAUUGAAGAAAUUCUUCAAACAAAGGAGAACUUGUCAGUACAGUUUCAGAUGAAGGAGUUGGGAGAAUUAAGGCACUUUCUUGGACUUGAAGUGGAUCGGACAAAAGAAGGCAUAUUCUUGAGUGAGCAAAAGUAUGCAUCAGAUUUAUUAAAGAAGUUUGGGAUGCUUGAGUGCAAGCCAAUCUCAACUCCAAUGGAGAUGAAUGCUAGACUCUGUUCCUAUAAAGGGAAGGACUUAACAAGUGCCACUAUGUUAUUGGCAAUUCGUCAGAAGCUUAAUCUAUUUGACUUUAUCAAGAGUGGCACAGAGUGGAAGGUGGUUGGCUAUUGUGAUGCUGAUUAUGCUGGAUAUCAUGAUACAAGGAGAUCCACUAUUGGUUAUGUGUUUAAUUUGGGAUCUAGAGCGAUCUCAUGGUGCAGCAAGAGACAACCUAUUGUUUUUUUAUCAACCACUGAAGCAAAGUAUAGAGCAAUAGCUGUGGCAGCCUAAGAAAGCACCUGGCUUAUGCAAUUAAUGGAAGACUUGAAGCAGCCAAGUGAUUAUUCAGUAAAAUUGUAUUGUGAUAAUCAAUCAGCAAUUCGGUU